This is a messenger RNA of Symbiodinium sp. CCMP2592, 3477 nucleotides long. The record is from the annotation of a GenBank genome assembly. NCBI's taxonomy places the organism in Eukaryota, Dinophyceae, Suessiales, Symbiodiniaceae.
AUGCAGCAUGAAGAUUUGGGUGUGCGUGAUCAAGCAGCACCUGCCGAAUGCCUGGGGCCCGGAUUGGAGAUGCGAGGGGAUCAGUUGUUUCUCCUGAAGCUUUUUCCUUUGGCGUUGCAGUGUCCUGGUGCCUUGCAUGUGCUCCACCAGUCAGUCGCAGAGUUAACCUCGUCUUUUUCGAACUAUGGUGAUUGGUUUUAUCCAGGCCUACAAGCCGUCACACAUGUCUUUGGGAAAAAACACAACAGAGACCGGUUCAUUGCAGAAAAGCUGCGUGGCUCCGAAGCCAGCGACCUUGAAACAGCGGUGAGAGAUUUGGAGUUGAACUUGCACGAAGGACGAUGGGGAACGAUGGUGAACACAUGCAAAUCUUUGCUAUCUGUGCGCCUAGUGUUUGCUUACUGGACUCCAGAUGUCAUCAGCCAGGACCCGCCAGGCCCGAAUGCAUCGCAAGCGGACAAAGACGACUACACUUCCUUCUGUAACAUGAGAGAUUCAAUGACAGAGUCUGUUCGUGACGCUUCUUGGUGGGAAUAUCUGUGCAUGAUCCUACGCCUUUCCCGGGUCGUCGACCAUCUGGAGCACUGGUUUGAAGCUUGUCCCUGUCACUUCAAGAAAGUCCCUGAGUCCUCCCUCGCAGGAAAUCGGAUUUUCAACACCAGGUACGAUUGUCCCAUGGCAGGUCGUCGCGGACCUGAGUUAGCCGCCGGGGCGAUGGAUGUAAUCCUGCGUGACAACUUCGAGGCGCAACGAACUCACUUGCUCAUGGCUUGCUCUUCCUUGCAACGUGAAGACGCAGACAAGAUUUGCCAUGACUUUUCUGCUGGGCAAGCAAAACUCGAGCAGUUCCUGGUAUUGAAAUUUUCCUUUUGGGGAGCGCUUCCCCAUAAACUUUGUGUGCUCGGACAUCAUGUUGAGGCGGAAGCACGCUUGGGGCUGAAAGCUGCCAAAGACAUGUUUGAAGAACAUCCAAGCAGUGACCAGCAUCAUGCACUUACGGAGCAUUUCUUCAGAGGGCCUCUUGCUGCACACAUUGAUGCUUUCAUCGCCGGGCGUCUGGCCAGAUCGGACUCCCAGGAGUUGUUGCGUGAAGCCGCUGCAUGUGCUUUUGUGUCUUGUGUUGAGCGAAGCAUCGAAGCUCGGCACGCGCUUCUGAAGUCGAAGACCGAACUGAUGAAACGCAUAUCGCCUGCCUCCUUCUCGCUGGCGAUUAGAUCACAUGAGUUCCAUAGGCGAUGCCUCAACAAUGCAGAGAUGCUUUCUGAGUGGCAGCACCACGUCCUCAGAUUGAAAAGAUGUUCCAAGCAUGGGUAUCCUUAUGUAGUCGACAUGCUCGGGUUUGCCAACCACCCAGAAAUCCAGCGCUCGCGGAGCAUGUUUCAGAGGAUCAGACUGCGCGACGCGGCCAACGUCAUAUAUCAUUGUGAUUUGGAGACACAGUACGAUCGACAGGCUGCAGCAGGCUCAACAAUGCGGCAGCCUGGCUAUAGGGACAACCCUGAUAGUGCUGCUAAGCUUCGGAAGCUGGUUUCCAGCCAAUCCACUGAUGAGGGCAAGCAGAGUGCCAUGUUGCGGGUGGUCAUGCACGAACAUUUCUGUCACAAAUGCCAGGAGGGGGAAAUCUAUUCCCUCACAGGCCAAGUGCCGCCAGCUAGAUUGCUACAGGAUGCUCUUGUGCCCAAGCCGAAGCGCCGUGCUCCGGAAUCGCUGCAGGAAGUUGCGCAUCCGCAGGCAGAUGUGCUGAUGUUUCAAGAACCUGACCCGGCAGAGGACCCUUCGACAACAGCUGCAGUGCCUGAGCCUUCGCAGUCGUUGGAGAUCGAUCCCGUUCCAUCUGAUGCCACCCCUGUUCUUUUUGUCCAGGUCGUCAAGACAAAUCUGGCCAAGCAGAAGCGGGUGAAAUAUGCCGAUGCCUUCACCCGCCAACUUGGCCAUUUGGAUGUGGCUGUCUGUGUGCAUCCGGCAUCUUCGGCAAGUGGGGGCGACAACAUUCUCCGAUCUGCGUCAGUAGAAUUGAUGCCGCAGAGGAAUGCAGUCGGUCGUGUGCACGUUCAGCUUUUUGAUGCUCCGCAGGUUAAGACGAUACCUGAGGCGAUGGAAGCUGUGACGGUGUGGUCACGAUCAGCAGUUCAGACUGAAUAUGCGCAAUUGUUUCUGCCAGGAUUUUCGGAUCACCUCCGUCCGGUAGCAGGUGCCUUGAUAUCAGAGAUGGCUCGUGCAGGUGCGAUAAAGGACGGUCCGCGGGAAACUGCGUACCAUAUCUGGCAUGAUUUUGACCAUGACGAUGGAGUCCUUGCGAGACUGGAAGCAAUUGAGGAAUUGCAAAAUGUUGGUCUGAUACAUGAGGUGUUCAACAAUGAUGACCAAAGUGCAUGGCUCUUAGACGUGGCUGCAGUUGCAAACUGCAAACCGACAAUGAACUUGGAGGCUCCGAGGAAAUUCUUUUCUGUGCCCGAUGGACCACCUGCUUUGACGUGGAGCAGGAUGGAGUGCCUCAGCUACCUUCAUGUCCAUGGCUGGCAGAUGCACAUGCUUUCCACUGCGGAUGAGAAAGGGGCUGUCUUGCCUCUGGAUCUGAAUUUCCGAACAUCAGAUGACAAAAUGAUCUGUGUUUUCAAAGGGAACCUUUUGCAGCGUUAUCUCCACUGUCUUUGCUAUGCAGAUGCUGAGCUUCCUUUUCCUGGGCAUGUUGAGACGAUAGACCACUUCGGGACGCAUGCGUAUUUUGGGAAGAUUCUGGGUUUGGAAGCUAAACGGCGACAGCAAAGCCGGCCGGCAAUUGCAGAUGCCGACGGAAAUCCUGCUUUGGCAGCUGUUCCAGCUGAUUUGUUUCGCAACCCACAGGAAAUGGAGCCGGGGACCACGGCACCAGAGGAUCCAGACAUUGCCACAGAUGUUGAGGAUGCUGAGGGAGGCGGCCAUUCUGAUGCCGCUGCCUGGCAAACACAGGGAGGCGUGGGUGAUGUGGAAUACGAUAAUGAUUUCGGGCCUCCUGCUGAUUGGCUGGCCUCUCCGGAGCUAUCGCCAUCUGGUUCAUCUGGUGUCACUAAGGCUUCAAGUUCAGGCAGCUCGUCAUCUUCUGAGUCUGAUUCAGACUCUUCUGGCUCUUCUGAUGAGGACCCUACUGCUGCCGUUGGGGAGAGGGCAGCAGCAGCAGAGCGCCAUCGCAGAGAUGAAAGGUUCGAGUGGCGCAAUUUCCGAUUUACUUUUCGGCCUGGCACAGAUGCUCGCAAACCGGGUUAUAUGGCAUUAUGCAGGUUUCAUUCUGCUGGAGAAAGUACGAAGUGCACAAGAACGGCAACCUGGAAUGACGAGUCAGAGAGGGCUGCUACUGUCAGGAGACUUAAGACUUGGUGCGUCAGAGCAGGCGAUUAUGAUGACCGCCGACAGCACCAGGCACAUGUCACAGCAGAGGUGCUAAGCGAUGAUGCUUUGGAGGCAGCCGAGCUUCCGCCAUUGCCUGCUGCUGGAGAUUGA